GCGCGCCAGUUUGGCUCAUAUUCGUAUCGUUCAUGUUCUUGUCGGCAUGUUAUUUUGACUUCAAAUCCUACUCUGUUUAUGAAAGUAAAGAUAUUAAAUUUUAUAUGUUCUAGAUUUUUUUUUUGUUUAUAACUUUCGUUUUUAAAGGGUUGUCAAAAAUUACCUUCAUUAAUUUUGUUUAGGUUUGACGUGAUAAAUAUCAUUUCUAUAUUGUUUUGACAAGUGAAUAUAUAUAUUGUAUUUCAGCUGAUUUUCUUCAUUGGGGCGGUGACAGAUUAAGGUUAUCAGUUAGCUAGGGAAUUGGAAUUGGAAUAUAUAAGAAAGUGGACUAUUAAAGUUGUUCUUUAACGACGAGUCAAAUGAAUCACGUGUAGAUUUUCUUAACAUUAUGGUGCAGUUUAUGUGUUGGAAAUAAUUACGAUCGUUCAAAUUCUCUUGAAAGAGUUCACGCUAAGUGGUCGACAUGAUUGGUGGUUUGUUCGUGUACAACCACAAAGGCGAGGUGCUGAUAUCCCGCAUCUAUCGCGAUGACAUAGGGAGGAACGCCGUGGACGCGUUCCGUGUGAACGUGAUCCACGCCCGUCAGCAAGUGCGUUCCCCCGUCACCAACAUCGCCAGGACGUCCUUCUUCCACAUCAAGAGAGCCAACAUCUGGCUGGCGGCAGUCACCAAGCAGAACGUCAACGCUGCCAUGGUUUUCGAGUUCCUGCUGAAGAUCAUCGACGUCAUGCAGUCGUACUUCGGCAAGAUAUCGGAGGAGAGCAUCAAGAACAACUUUGUCCUCAUCUACGAACUCCUGGAUGAAAUCCUGGACUUUGGAUACCCCCAGAACUCGGACACGGGCGUGCUGAAGACCUUCAUCACGCAGCAGGGCAUCAAGUCUCAGACCAAGGAGGAGCAGGCCCAGAUAACGUCGCAGGUCACCGGGCAGAUCGGCUGGCGGCGCGAGGGCAUCAAGUACCGUCGCAACGAGCUCUUCCUCGACGUGCUGGAGUACGUCAACCUGCUCAUGUCUCCCCAGGGCCAGGUGCUGUCGGCCCACGUGGCGGGCAAGGUGGUGAUGAAGUCCUACCUGUCAGGGAUGCCAGAGUGCAAGUUCGGCAUCAACGACAAGAUCGUGAUGGACGCCAAGGGCAAGGCGCCGGCCGCCGGGCCGGAGGACCCCGCCCGCUCGGGCAAGCCCGUGGUCGUCAUCGACGACUGCCAGUUCCACCAGUGCGUCAAGCUCAGCAAGUUCGAGACAGAGCACUCCAUCAGCUUCAUUCCCCCGGACGGGGAGUUCGAGCUCAUGCGGUACCGCACGACCAAGGACAUCUCGCUGCCGUUCCGAGUGAUCCCGCUGGUGCGGGAGGUGGGCCGCACCAAGAUGGAGGUGAAGGUGGUGCUGAAGAGCAACUUCAAGCCCUCGCUGCUGGGCCAGAAGAUAGAGGUGAAGAUCCCGACGCCACUCAACACCUCGGGUGUGCAGCUCAUCUGCCUCAAGGGCAAGGCCAAGUACAAGGCCUCGGAGAACGCCAUCGUCUGGAAGAUCAAGCGCAUGGCCGGCAUGAAGGAGACGCAGCUGUCUGCUGAGAUUGAGCUGCUGGAGACAGACACCAAGAAGAAGUGGACCAGGCCUCCCAUCUCCAUGAACUUUGAGGUUCCCUUUGCUCCAUCAGGCUUCAAGGUGCGCUACUUGAAGGUGUUCGAGCCAAAACUGAACUACUCCGACCAUGAUGUUAUCAAAUGGGUGCGUUACAUCGGUCGCAGCGGUCUUUACGAGACAAGAUGCUAAUUGUAAUGAGGGAUACAUUCUCAGAAAUUGUCUUUGUUUAUUAAAAACCUUUGUUUUCAAGAUGGGAAAAUAAUACUCAUGUGAAGAAAACCAAUUGUCUAUAUUACGUUUACAAAGUACAGUUGACAACCUGUAUUAGCUUGUAAUGUGCUUAUUUUCAUUAUCUGGUAACACCAUCGUCAUAGGGAAGCUUGUAUGAAGCCUUUGUGUAUAUGUACUGUAUUUGUUGUAAACAGUAGACAGAGAAAUUUACUUAACGCAUUUAUCAUGAUAGUGCAUGUAAUUGUACAGAAAAAUUAAAGGCAUUUCUAGUUAAGAACUUUAUCGUAGUCCAAAAACAAGUAGUUUUACUUGUAUCAGAUUUCCUGGUUUGCAAAUAUAUUGGUUCUUUUGUGAAAUGUCUUCAUAUGUUUCACUGCUCCUUAGAUACUAAUUUUUUUUGUGUAGUCAAUUUGUGAUGUGUUAAUGAGACUAUGUGUUAUUUUUCAUAAUUGUAAAAGCAGUAAAUGAUGAUUUAAAUGCAUAUCAUUGUUGGUGUCUCAAAUAAAUGAUAUGAAAUGUUAAGCUGUGUUU
Molecule: messenger RNA, 2347 nt
Organism: Bacillus rossius redtenbacheri
Lineage: Eukaryota; Metazoa; Arthropoda; Insecta; Phasmatodea; Bacillidae
Gene: AP-2mu
Product: AP-2 complex subunit mu
Exons: 8
Coding region: 464-1774 (436 amino acids)
Biological process (GO): clathrin-dependent endocytosis; intracellular protein transport
Cellular component (GO): AP-2 adaptor complex; cytoplasmic vesicle
Molecular function (GO): clathrin-cargo adaptor activity
Source: RefSeq, a predicted model, not a curated record